AUGGUCAAUCCUGUACAAACAACGGUCACGAUGGCUACGUUUGCACGCAUGGCCAAAGGUCAGGUGCGCUUCUAUUCUGCACCGCUAGACAUGGCGAUUCCGGCCUCGAAGCAGAAGUACAUCCCUACCUCUGGCACUUAUCCGAAGGGAUUCAGUGUCUCCGGUGUCCAUGUGGGAGUAAAGGCGUCCAACACGAAGUUCCCGGACUUGGCGUUGAUAUCUUCCGACGUGCCCUGCUCGGCGGCUGCGGUGUUUACCACAAACAAGUUCCAGGCAGCUCCGGUUCAGGUCAGCAAGAACACGCUGCAGAAGUGCCAGGGCCAGGGGAUUCGCUCAGUUGUGAUUAACUCUGGCUGUGCAAAUGCCGUCACCGGCAAGGGUGGUUUGGAGGACGCUGCCAACAUGGUUGCCAAGGUCGAUGAGUGCAACGGGCUUGACGAACCUAGCACCAUCGUCAUGAGUACGGGUGUGAUUGGGCAGCGGCUACCCAUCUCGAAGAUCCUCGACAAGAUCCCCACCGCUCACGCGGCCCUAGAGGCCUCGCACGAUGCUUGGCUCACUACCGCGCGUACCAUCUGCACCACGGACACCUUUCCCAAGCUUCUAUCUCGGACUUUUACCCUGCCCUCCUCGUCUGGAACAACCUACAGUCUUGUGGGGAUGACGAAAGGCGCGGGAAUGAUCCACCCGAACAUGGCGACUCUGCUAGGCGUACUGUGCACAGAUGCGCCGAUCCAGCCCUCCGCACUAAAGUCGUUGCUCACGCACGCCGUCUCGCGCUCCUUCAAUUCUAUCUCCGUCGAUGGUGACACCAGCACCAAUGACACCAUCGCCCUGCUGGCCAACGGGGCCGCGGGCGGCACACCCAUCGCAUGUGACGGCACCAAUGGCAAUAACAACGAAGAUUACAUCGCCAUGCGGGACGUGCUGACCUCUUUCGCACAGUCGCUGUCGCAGCUCGUCGUCCGCGACGGUGAAGGUGCCACGAAGUUCGUGACGGUGCGCGUCAGCAACGCAACGGACUAUGCCUCCGCGCGGGCCAUUGCGUCCACUAUCGCCCGCUCCCCGCUCGUUAAAACUGCCUUGUACGGCCGUGAUGCCAACUGGGGCCGUAUCCUUUGCGCGGUCGGGUACACCCCGGAUGUCGCUGAGGGAGUUGUCGUCCCUGAACGCACGAGUGUAAGUUUCCGCCCCGUCGACGGAUCCGCGCCGCUCCACCUGCUCGUCAACGGUGAGCCAGAGGUCGUCGACGAAGACCGCGCGGCUACUAUCUUGCAGGAUGAGGAUCUCGAGAUUGUUGUGGAUUUGGGCGGCGGCAAGAGUGGCCUGGGAAGCGAGGAGGCCAUCUACUGGUUUUGCGACUUCAGUCAUGAAUACGUGACUAUCAAUGGUGACUAUAGGACAUAG
Messenger RNA from Penicilliopsis zonata CBS 506.65, 1407 nucleotides. RefSeq lists its product as hypothetical. Gene Ontology annotation, biological process: L-arginine biosynthetic process; L-ornithine biosynthetic process. The transcript has 2 exons. NCBI's taxonomy places the organism in Eukaryota, Fungi, Ascomycota, Eurotiomycetes, Eurotiales, Aspergillaceae. The record is from RefSeq and is a predicted model, not a curated record. Bases 1 to 1407 code for a protein of 468 amino acids. Gene Ontology annotation, cellular component: mitochondrial matrix. Gene Ontology annotation, molecular function: L-glutamate N-acetyltransferase activity, acting on acetyl-L-ornithine as donor; L-glutamate N-acetyltransferase activity, acting on acetyl-CoA as donor.